Messenger RNA from Schistosoma spindalis, 450 nucleotides. NCBI's taxonomy places the organism in Eukaryota, Metazoa, Platyhelminthes, Trematoda, Strigeidida, Schistosomatidae. The record is from the annotation of a GenBank genome assembly.
AUGGCAUUAAAACGUAUAUCCAAAGAGUUACAGGACUUAAGUGUAGAUCCUCCAACUCAGUGUUCAGCUGGUCCUUGUGAAGAUGAUCUAUUUGUCUGGCAAGCCACUAUUAUGGGACCUGCUGAUAGUCCAUAUGAAGGUGGAGUCUUUUCCCUGAAAAUACUAUUCCCCACAGACUACCCUUUCAAACCUCCUAAGAUCAGCUUCAUGACGAAGAUAUAUCAUCCGAAUAUAAAUCCCAAUGGUAGUAUCUGCUUAGAUAUCCUCCGUGGACAAUGGUCUCCUGCCUUAACAAUAUCAAAAGUUCUACUCUCAAUUUGUUCACUUUUGACGGAUCCCAAUCCAGACGAUCCUCUAUGCCCGGACGUCGCACGUCAGUACAAAACAGAUCGUAAAAAAUACGAUGAAUUAGCUAGAGUGUGGACACAGAAAUAUGCUAUGGAUCCUUGA